AUGUCAGAUAUUUGUACCGCUCUUGAUAACUAUGAAAACGUUGAUAAAAUGGAUGCCCACUUUUUCUUCCAUAAAUCGUUAAGUUUAAUUAAUGACGAUGAAAAAAUGUCUCGAGAAGUCCGUGACGUUGCCCAGCGACUCUUGAAAAGCAAAAAAACCGAUGUUUUUAAAGCUAAUAAUAGCUUCUGGAACACUUCGUCACCAACAUCGUCAUCGUCCCAUAAAGGAAACAAAGAGAAAGUGCCUACUAAAGAUGGCAAUGGGUGGUCAGCGGUCGGUCAAUAA
Messenger RNA from Funneliformis caledonium, 285 nucleotides. Lineage: Eukaryota; Fungi; Glomeromycota; Glomeromycetes; Glomerales; Glomeraceae. The record is from the annotation of a GenBank genome assembly.